AUGGACUUGCUUCGGGUCCUCGCCUCCGUUCUGAUAGCGCGAGAGACCGACGAGGCCUCUGUGAAUAAUGGCCCCGCUGGUCUCGGCAUUAUCUGGACCAUGGUCGUUCUGGCCUGGCUCAUUGUGCUCCUGCGGCUCUAUACGCAAGCACGGAUCACUGGCCAGUACGGCCUCAGCGAUUACCUGAUGCUUGUCUCCGUGAUCAUCAUCACCGCCUUUGCGUCCCUCAUAUCCGUGCAAUACCACUACGGCUGGGGCCGCCACCAGGCCUAUGUGGACGAUGCCGAUCUUGUCCAGUUCUUCAAGUUCAACAUCACCAGCCAGUCCUUUGGAAUCCUGGGCUCGACCCUGGGCCGCCUCUCCUUUAUCGUCUUCAUGGUUCAGCUCUUCGGCUUCAAGAAGAGCCUUGCUCGUGGCCUCUGGGUCCUCUUUGCGCUGCAGUGCAUCACCAACGGUGUUGCCAUCAUCUGCAUCUAUGCGCAGUGCUCCGAUGCCCGCGCCCUCUACAACCACUCUGUCGUGGCCGACUGCUGGCCAGAUUACGUCCAGACCUACAUUGGCUAUGGCCACACUAGCUUUAAUGCCCUGACUGACCUGAUCCUGACUGUGCUGCCGCUAAAAAUGAUCUGGAACUUGCAGAUGAAGCUGCGCAUAAAGAUCUCCGUCGCCGUACUCCUUAGCAUGAGUAUCCUUGCUUUUGUCGGCGUUAUCAUGAAGAUUGUCUAUCUGAGAGCCCUGUCUCAUCGUGGUGAUGCCACCUACAACACCGUCCCCAUGUUUGCCUGGAUUGUCGUCGAGGGCACGCUCGUCGACAUUGCCGGCUCCGUUCCGCUUCUGCGUCCGCUCUUCAAACCCUACCUCGGCGACAGCUCCACGGCACGGCCACACUACGAACUAUCACCCUUUUCUGCUCCCCUCAGCCAGUCUACCGCCACUGCUGGCGGCUUCAGCUUCAACAAGCUGCGCGAGGCUACCCACAGUAAUGUCCUUAAGAGCGCCGUCGUGCAUGGCAGCGGCAGUCAGGAGGACAUUCUCAGUGCCAGCGGCGUUGGCCCUAGCCACAACGGAAAGAUCACCGUCAGGGAGGAGUUCAUAGUCGAUUACGGCACCGACAACAAGAUUGCUAGCCCGCCGACCCCUAGCCGGAGCUCCACGCAAAGAGGCCCAAGCCGCACCUCGUGGUCUGCUUAG
Molecule: messenger RNA, 1191 nt
Organism: Grosmannia clavigera kw1407
Lineage: Eukaryota; Fungi; Ascomycota; Sordariomycetes; Ophiostomatales; Ophiostomataceae
Exons: 4
Coding region: 1-1191 (396 amino acids)
Source: RefSeq, a predicted model, not a curated record